AAAGUCUGCGCUCCCAGAGACCAGGGCUUUCAAAGACUGGAGGAGGAAGGCAGAGGAGGAGGAGGGCGCCAUGCCAAGCCCCAGGAGCCUUCACCCCCAGAAUGCCCUGGCAGCGGCAGCAGACCCCUGGCAGCCCCAGGAGGAGGAGGAGGAGGAGCAGGGCAGGGACGACCCUUGGUCCCCCAGCCCCAGGAGGCUGCAGCCGGCGGGCUUCCAAGGCACCCCUUGGGGGCUGCUCUUCUUCCUCCUCGCCUUUUGGGUGAGCGCCUCCAAAGGUGCACCAGUGGCAUCCCAUGUUCUACAAGGAGCACAAGAUUUGCAGUUGUGGAAUGAGAUAGAUGAUGUGUGUUCUUCUUAUCUGACUGGGGAAUCUCCACAUCAGUCAUCAAAUUCAUUCGAAGAGAUUUGCUUUAUGGUUCUGGAAUUUCUGCAAAAAGCUCAGGAGUUAGAUGAAAAGGACAUCACCAAAAGAUUCUUAUUUCAUUAUUCUAAGACCCAUGAUACAGGCAACUCAAAAACUCUGUCCUCUGUCCUGCAUCCUUUGCUGCAACUUGUUCCCCAACUUGAGAGGAGACUGAAGAGAUACAAAGAAGACGACGAACUUCGAAUACCUGGAGGAAUUCAAAGUAGGGGAUACUUUAUUUUCAGACCACGCAAUGGAAGGAGAUCUGCCACACUUCCUUAAAAUGAAUUGUUCAUCCUUGAAUCUCAACAGGACUACAGAUAAGAAGAGCAUCCUAUCUUUUAUUACAUAUACAACUGGGUUUUAUUUUAGAUAUUUCAUUCAAAAGCAAAUUUCUUAUAAUUAAAAGUGCAGUAUAAUCCUAUACAUGUUUACUUGCCAGUAAGUCACAUUAAGUUUAGUGGAGCUUACUCCCAAGUAAUAGUGUGCAGGACUGUAGCCUAAGGCACACAUGUUUCUUUCUUGAAGCAUAUUGAAAUAAUUCUGUUUCCUCAUGUUAUGUUCUUUG
Sceloporus undulatus (fence lizard) is the source of this 971-nucleotide messenger RNA. It is a transcript of the gene NMU, whose product is annotated as neuromedin U. Gene Ontology annotation, biological process: regulation of smooth muscle contraction. Bases 71 to 685 code for a protein of 204 amino acids. The transcript has 10 exons. NCBI's taxonomy places the organism in Eukaryota, Metazoa, Chordata, Lepidosauria, Squamata, Phrynosomatidae. Gene Ontology annotation, molecular function: neuromedin U receptor binding. The record is from RefSeq and is a predicted model, not a curated record.